AUGGACGACGAGGACCAUUUCUCAGCUAGCUCGCCCGAGUCGGAGCGAGCCGCCGAACCGGACGAGAUGAUGGACGAUGCUGAAGACGGCGACAACGACAUGGAGCAGGAUGAAGACAACAAUGACGACGACGACGAGAACAACGAAAACGACAACGACGACGAAGGCCACGGCGACGGCCAUGACGACGGCCAUGACGACGCUCAUCACGACGCUCAUCACGAGACGCAAAAGACGGACGAGGUUGGGCCCGGGUCCCAGUCUCUCAAGCCCAGUUCGCCGGCCCGGCCUGGCACCACCACCAUCUCCAAGCUCCAUCUUCGCCCGUCGAUACGGCCGGAAGCUAUUACAGCGCGGCUGUAUGACAUUGUGCCUACCAUGGCGGCCCCGCAGUCGACCAGCAUCAACGCCAUGGCCAUCACGCCCGACCUGCGCUACUGGAUAACCGGCGGCUCCGACGGGUAUAUCCGCAAGUACGAUGGCCCCGGUACAAUCAACGGCAAACUGGCAUUGACGGUGGCCCAGAGGCACCCGUUUGUCGACAGCGUCACCAAGGCCGGGAUCCUCAUGUCGUACUGGGAGAAUGAGGAGCCAGCAGCCCCCGGAAAGGGAGAACAAGACCACAUCCUGUCGCCGGUGUACUCCUUGGCCGUCCACUCGGAGGCGCUCUGGCUUCUCUCGGGCCUGGAGUCCGGAGGCAUCAACCUCCAAAGCGUGCGACACGACGAGGGCAAGAAGAUUGCGUGCCUGCAGCAGCACUCCAACGCCGUCAGCUCCCUGACGCUCGCCCCGGAUGAGAAGAGCGUGCUGAGCGGCGGUUGGGACAAGAACAUUUUUGACUGGGACCUGAACACUGGGCAGACGAUCCGGAGCUUCGACGGGUCGGGCGGUCAAAUUUCCUCGAUUGAGCUGCGGCCCGCAAGCGGUGACCCGGUUCCGGCCGAGGCGGACGAGCCGAUUCGGUCCACCACACUAUCCACCAACUCGGGCGCCCCGACGGCAAACGCCGUGCUCGGAGUCGGAGGCGAGUCUGGCGGCGGCCCUGGCCUUGGCCUUGGACUUGGCCGUGGCGGCGCCGGCGCGGGCUCAGGCGAAGGCCCAGGCCCAGGUGCAGGUGCGGGUGCAGACGCAGACGCAGACGCAGACGCAGACGCAGGCUCAGGCGCGGCAGAGGGCUUGGCUGGGUCGAGUCGCGAUGGCGAGGCGUCUCCCGCCCACGAAAGUCUCUUUGGGGGCAGCGAUGCGGGAAGUUUGUUUGGGGAGACGGCCGGCGAGCAGCCGUUUGGCCACGACGACGACGGUUUCGGCGCGAGCAUGGGCAUGAUGCCCGGCAGCCACGAGGGGCCCAUGGAUUACUCUGCCGAUUUCGCCAUGGCAGACGCAGGCAAGGGGGGGGAUUCCACCGAAAACGCAACCUCGGCACCAAACACGCAGCCGCCGCCGCCGCAGCAGGAGCAGCAGCAGCAGGAGCAGCAGCAGCAGGAGCAGCAGCAGCAGCAGCAGCAAGAAGAGGCACUCGUGCCGCAGGAACCUUUACCAGACGCCAUGGACAUUGAUGGCAAGGCCGCCGCCGCUCAGGUCCUUGCCGCUAACGAGGCUGCCACCUCCCCUACCACACAGGACGCGCAGACGGCCCACGGGCAAAGUCCGCGAGGAGAAGACGACAAGAAAACGACGGCCCAGACAGACCAAGCCGAGCAGUCUCCCGAGCAGUGGCACUCGCCAUCGGCAUCGACAUUCGCCCAAGCGCCUCCCCAGCAGCACGAGCAAUCGCAAACGUCGGCCACGACGUUUCUCUCGUCUGCCAUUGACGGCACGAUCCGCAUCUGGGACAGACGAGCACCCCGCGCAGUGGCGCGGAUCGGCACGCGACCCGGCGUUCCACCGUGGUGCAUGAGCGCGUGCUGGAGUCCGGACGGCAACAUGAUUUACACGGGCCGGCGGAACGGCACGGUGGAGGAGUUUGACGUGAGGAGGGCCAAGCGGGGGUGGGCGCCGGAGAGGACGCUCAAGUUUCCGGCCGGAAGCGGCGCCGUCAGCGCAGUGAGGAGCAUGCCGAAUGGGAGGCAUCUCGUCUGUGCCUCCCACGACAUCCUCCGUCUGUACGACCUCAGCGACACGCGCGCCUUCAAGCACUCGACGGUGCCGUUUCUCAUCAUCCCCGGUCCGCCCAGGGCGGGUGUCAUCUCAAGCUUGUACAUUGACCCGACGUGCCGGUUUAUGCUGAGCGCUGCGGGGACGAGAGGGUGGGAGGGGAGCAGCACGGAGGUGUUGAUAGGGUAUGAGAUUAACGUGGUGGGUGAGUGA
Molecule: messenger RNA, 2307 nt
Organism: Ustilaginoidea virens
Lineage: Eukaryota; Fungi; Ascomycota; Sordariomycetes; Hypocreales; Clavicipitaceae
Exons: 2
Coding region: 1-2307 (768 amino acids)
Molecular function (GO): protein binding
Source: RefSeq, a predicted model, not a curated record